Molecule: messenger RNA, 396 nt
Organism: Centruroides sculpturatus (bark scorpion)
Lineage: Eukaryota; Metazoa; Arthropoda; Arachnida; Scorpiones; Buthidae
Product: transcription elongation factor GreA-like
Exons: 1
Coding region: 1-396 (131 amino acids)
Biological process (GO): regulation of DNA-templated transcription elongation; DNA-templated transcription elongation
Molecular function (GO): DNA binding; RNA polymerase binding
Source: RefSeq, a predicted model, not a curated record
AUGAUAACGGUACGCUUAAAGUGNGAUCUUUCUGAAAACGCCGAGUACAGCGUUGCCCGCGAAAGACAAGGCAAGAUUGAGGACCGGAUUCGCGAAAUCAACGCUAUCUUAGACAACUCGCAAAUCUUGACUACUAGCACUUCGCACUCGACUAAGUCAAAGAGCGAAGAAGUGCGGAUCGGAUGCGAACUCGUUUUAGAACAUCUUAAAACCGGCGAACGCCAAUCGUACAAGAUCGUCGGAACUUUGGAAGCCGACCCGUUCAGUCAACCUCUAAUCAAAGUUUCUUAUGAAUCGCCUUUGGCCCAAGCGGUUUUAGGCAAACACAAAGGCGAUGUGGUUGAAGUUGACGGACGCCAGAAAUACCAAGUCAAAAUCGUAGCCGUUAAAAAUUAA